AUGGAGGUAAUUGCUCUUCUUUCAACAAGAGUCAUCCAGAUGGUCCUCCACAGUCAGGGAAAGGAACUAAGAAGCUUUUACCUUGUGUUAGUCAGAAGAUUAACAGAACCUUCUGGAUAUUUGACAGAUGGUCCAAUUAACUAUAAGUAUAAAACUAAAUGUACAUGGCUAAUUGAAGGCUAUCCAAAUGCAGUGUUAAGAUUAAGAUUCAAUCAUUUUGCUACAGAAUGUAGCUGGGAUCAUAUGUAUGUGUAUGAUGGAGAUUCAAUAUAUGCACCUUUAAUAGCUGUACUUAGUGGUUUGAUAGUUCCUGAAGUAAGGGGUAAUGAAACUGUGCCUGAAGUUGUUACAACAUCUGGCUAUGCACUGUUACACUUUUUUAGUGAUGCUGCAUAUAAUCUAACUGGUUUCAACAUUUUCUAUUCAAUCAAUUCUUGUCCUAAUAAUUGCUCUGGUCAUGGGAAGUGUACAACUAGUAUCUCUGUUCCAAGUCAAGUUUAUUGUGAAUGUGAUAAAUACUGGAAGGGUGAAGCUUGUGAUAUUCCUUACUGUAAAGCUAACUGUGGCAGUCCAGAUCAUGGUUACUGUGACCUAACAGGAGAAAAACUGUGUGUUUGCAAUGACAGUUGGCAAGGUCCUGACUGCUCUUUGAAUGUUCCUUCUACUGAAUCUUACUGGAUUCUGCCAAAUGUGAAGCCCUUCAGUCCUUCAGUAGGUCGGGCUUCACACAAAGCAGUUUUACAUGGGAAAUUUAUGUGGGUGAUUGGUGGAUAUACUUUUAACUACAGUUCUUUUCAAAUGGUCCUGAAUUACAACUUAGAAAGCAGUAUAUGGAAUGUAGGAACUCCGUCAAGAGGGCCUCUCCAAAGAUAUGGACAUUCUCUUGCUUUAUAUCAGGAAAACAUCUUUAUGUAUGGAGGCAGAAUUGAAACAAAUCAUGGCAAUGUUACAGAUGAAUUAUGGGUUUUUAACAUACGUAGUCAAUUAUGGAGUACAAAGACUCCUACUGUUCUUGGACAUGGUCAGCAGUAUGCUGUGGAAGGACAUUCAGCACAUAUUAUGGAGUUGGAUAGUAGGGAUGUUGUUAUGAUCAUAAUAUUUGGAUAUUCUGCAAUAUAUGGUUAUACAAGCAGCAUACAGGAAUACCACAUAUCAUCAAACACUUGGCUUGUUCCAGAAACUAAAGGAGCUAUUGUACAAGGUGGAUAUGGCCAUACGAGUGUGUAUGAUGAAAUAACAAAGUCCAUUUAUGUUCAUGGAGGCUACAAAGCAUUACCAGGCAAUAAAUAUGGAUUGGUAGAUGACCUUUAUAAGUAUGAAGUCAACACAAAAACUUGGACUAUUUUGAAAGAAAGUGGGUUUGCCAGAUACCUUCAUUCAGCUGUUCUUAUCAAUGGAGCUAUGCUUAUUUUUGGAGGAAAUACCCAUAAUGACACUUCAUUGAGUAACGGUGCAAAAUGUUUUUCUGCCGAUUUCCUGGCAUAUGACAUAGCUUGUGAUGAAUGGAAAACAUUACCAAAACCAAAUCUUCAUAGAGAUGUGAACAGAUUUGGACAUUCUGCAGUAGUCAUUAAUGGGUCCAUGUAUAUAUUUGGGGGAUUUUCUAGUGUACUCCUUAAUGAUAUCCUUGUAUAUAAGCCUCCUAAUUGCAAGGCUUUCAGAGAUGAAGAACUUUGUAAAAAUGCUGGCCCAGGGAUAAAAUGUGUUUGGAAUAAAAAUCACUGUGAAUCUUGGGAAUCUGGGAAUACAAAUAAUAUUCUUAGAGCAAAGUGCCCUCCCAAAACAGCCAUUUCUGAUGAGAGAUGUUACAGAUAUGCAGACUGUGCUAGCUGUACAGCCAAUACAAAUGGGUGCCAAUGGUGUGAUGACAAGAAAUGCAUUUCUGCAAGUAGCAACUGCAGCAUGUCUGUCAGAAACUACACAAAAUGUCAUGUGAGAAAUGAGCAGAUUUGCAAUAAACUUACCAGCUGUAAAAGCUGUUCACUAAACUUGAAUUGCCAGUGGGAUCAGCGACAACAAGAAUGUCAAGCUUUACCAGCUCAUCUUUGUGGAGAAGGAUGGAGUCACAUUGGGGAUGCCUGUCUUAGGAUCAAUUCUAGUAGAGAAAGCUAUGACAAUGCAAAACUUUAUUGCUAUAAUCUUAGUGGAAAUCUUGCUUCAUUAACAACUUUAAAAGAAGUAGAAUUUGUUCUGGAUGAAAUACAGAAGUAUACACAGCAGAAAGUAUCACCUUGGGUAGGCUUACGCAAGAUCAAUAUAUCCUACUGGGGAUGGGAGGACAUGUCUCCGUUCACAAAUACAACAUUACAGUGGCUUCCUGGUGAACCAAAUGAUUCUGGAUUCUGUGCAUAUUUAGAAAGGGCUGCAGUGGCUGGGUUAAAAGCAAAUCCUUGUACAUCCAUGGCAGAUGGCCUUGUCUGUGAAAAACCUGUUGUAAGUCCAAAUCAGAAUGCAAGACCUUGCAAAAAGCCAUGCUCUCUAAGAACUUCGUGUUCCAACUGUACAAGCAAUGGCAUGGAAUGUAUGUGGUGCAGUAGUACAAAGCGAUGUGUGGACUCUAAUGCUUACAUCAUAUCGUUUCCAUAUGGACAAUGUCUAGAAUGGCAAACUGCCACCUGCUCUCCUCAGAAUUGUUCUGGAUUGAGAACAUGCGGACAAUGUUUGGAACAGCCUGGAUGUGGCUGGUGCAAUGAUCCUAGUAAUACAGGAAGGGGACACUGCAUUGAAGGGUCUUCGCGAGGACCAAUGAAACUUGCUGGAAUACACAACGAGAUGAUCCUUGACACUAAUCUCUGCCCUAAAGAAAAGAACUAUGAAUGGUCCUUUAUCCAGUGUCCAGUAUUUGAUGGAGGUCAUAAAGGAAGACAUCUUGCGUAG
This is a messenger RNA of Octodon degus (degu), 2877 nucleotides long. It is a transcript of the gene Atrnl1, whose product is annotated as attractin like 1. Gene Ontology annotation, cellular component: Golgi apparatus. Bases 1 to 2877 code for a protein of 958 amino acids. Gene Ontology annotation, molecular function: protein binding. The record is from RefSeq and is a predicted model, not a curated record. NCBI's taxonomy places the organism in Eukaryota, Metazoa, Chordata, Mammalia, Rodentia, Octodontidae. The transcript is spliced from 19 exons.